Molecule: messenger RNA, 4341 nt
Organism: Fusarium pseudograminearum CS3096
Lineage: Eukaryota; Fungi; Ascomycota; Sordariomycetes; Hypocreales; Nectriaceae
Gene: ABC2
Product: ABC2
Exons: 3
Coding region: 1-4341 (1446 amino acids)
Biological process (GO): transmembrane transport
Cellular component (GO): membrane
Molecular function (GO): ATP hydrolysis activity; ABC-type transporter activity; ATP binding
Source: RefSeq, a predicted model, not a curated record
AUGACUUCAACUUGCCUCAACGACGGCUCCUGGGGACCUGGCGUCCAAGGGUGUCGAGGCGACUUUGACUUUACGCAGAAAUUCGAGCGUAUAUUUCUAUCUAUCAUACCGACUUCUGUGUUUAUUGCUUCGGCGAUUGCGCGAGUGGCUGUUUUGGCGCAGAGGGAGAGGAUUGUCAAUGGCGUGCUUUUGCAGUCGGUCAAACUUGCCUUUCUCGUCGUAUAUACGGCUACACAGCUUGGCCUCUUAAUUCUCAUCGUAACUGGGACUGCGGGUAUAGUUCACGACCUCUCUCUUGCGGGAUCAUGCCUCGCAUUCGUCGCAUCUCUCUUAGCAUGUGCGCUAUCAUAUAAAGAGCACUCAUGCGAUAGAAGACCAUCGACUUUACUCAACAUCUACGUUUUGCUUACACUUUUGUUCGACAUUGUGCAAACUCGCACAUCAUGGCUUCUCGUCAGUGGAUCAUCGCAACAGGCACGUCUGUUCACGGCUUCCGUCGUAGUCAAGGCCGUCAUCCUCUGUCUCGAAACAAUCCCCAAAACGAGAUGGAUUCAUUGGGUUGCAGAGGAGCAUAGCCCCGAGGAAUCGAGCGGGGUGUUCAGCGUUGGGGUGUUUGCGUGGCUGAACCAGCUCUUCGUUAGAGGCUAUCGAGGGGUUUUGAAGAUUGAUGAUUUAUACCCCCUUGACGAGAGCAUGGCCUCGAAUAUGCUGCAAAAGCGAUUUGCAAGGCACCUCCGGAUUCACCAAUACAACCAAGAGCCCAAGUCAGGUCUGUUGAGGGACCUGACUAGAACGCUCAUCGGUCCGAUCCUCCUCCCUAUUGCUCCCCGCGUCGCCCUCAUUGCCUUUCAAUUCUGUCAACCGUUCUUCAUUGACUCUACGUUGAACUAUCUUCAAGCCCCAGAGACCCCCAACUCGAAAAGUGUCAGCUAUGGUUUGAUCGGCGCCGCGUUUCUCAUUUACGCCGGAAUAGCAGUCUCCUCAGCCUUUUACGGUUAUUACAUGGAGAGGGCCACUUAUAUGAUUCGAGGCUGUCUGGUUGCUGCUAUAUACGAAAAGACCACGCAAAUGAAGAUCACAGCUGCCGAUGACUCAGCUGCAUUGACUCUUAUGAGCUCAGAUGUUGAAAGGAUUCUUAGGGGUGCGAAGGCCGCCCAUGACCUCUGGGGAAACCCUAUAGAGGUGGCUAUUGGGUGCUGGCUUCUCUACGGAAAGCUCGGCGCAGCAUUUAUCUCUCCUCUUGUCGUCAUUUUAGUUUGUGCCUUGUUGCUCUCGUGGUUAAUCACGUUAGUAGGCAAGAGGCAGAGCGAAUGGAUGAACAGGAUCCAAAACAGAGUCGGCUUGACUUCGAAUGCGAUUUCGCAGAUGAAGCUGUACAAGAUCUCAGGCAUCACCGGCCCUGUGGCGGAUCUUAUUCAGAGUCUUCGUGUAGGAGAGAUCAAGGUUGGAAACAGCUUCCGCUGGCUGUUGAUUUUGGCUGCGAUAUUGGGCUUUACACCUGUUGCUAUUUCACCUCCGGUUACUUUCGCUUUCACCUCGCGAGAGCUGAAUAUCAACACGCUCUUCACCUCGUUGUCGUAUAUCCUUCUCUUCACAACGCCUGUUGUGGCUCUCUUUCAGAGUCUGCCUGGUAUCUUUGCUGCUUUGACCUGUAUGGCUCGAGUGCAGAGAUUCCUUGCAGCGAACCCUCGCAACGACUUUCGAGAACAUCAAUCUGACCUGGUGUCCGAGAAGAGCUCUCCAGAUGAUGCUUCGGAAGUUGCUUUCUCUAUUGAGACUGGAUGCUUCGGAUGGGGAGGCGAGAAGAUGACCUUGAGAGACAUCAAUGUUUCUAUCCCUGCCCAUAAACUCACCAUUGUAGUUGGUGAAGUUGCUUCAGGAAAGACAACCUUUUGUCAAGCUCUUCUCGGUGAAUUACCUGUAUCUUCAGGUACGAUCAGGACCUUGAUCCCGUCCCACCGCAUUGCGUAUUGCGACCAGUCUGUCUUUCUCUACAACGGAACGUUUCGACAAAACAUCAUCGGCCACUGCGCCUUUGACCAGGCAAAAUACGACGAGAUCAUAGAAGCAACUAUGCUUUCUCAAGAUGUCGCGCUAUUACCGCAGGGCCACGAUGCAAAUAUUGGGAGCAACGGUAUCAUGCUUUCCGGUGGCCAGAAGCAACGUCUUAGUGUGGCACGGGCACUCUACUCUGAGGCGAAUUUGAUGAUCUUUGAUGACAUACUCAGCGGGUUGGAUUUGGGCACUGAAUCUGAAUUGUUCCGUCGCGUAUUUGAGGGUAUAACUCGUCGGAGGAAUGUCACCGUCAUUAUUUGUACUCACUCGGUGCGUCACUUGCCGCUGGCAGAUCAUAUCAUUGCUCUUGGUAACGGCACUGUGAUCGAGCAAGGGGAUUUCGCAGAGUUGAUGCGAAACAACAAGUACGUCCACAGUCUUGGUGUCAAGCACAGAGAUACAGAUUCCUCCUCGGAGAAUGAAAAGUCAGAACCAACAGUCCCUGCUCCCGCUGUCCGGACCGUGUCGUCCUCCGCAGUGGAGGCAGCAGAGGACAAAGCAAGGCAGCAAGGGGAUUUCAGUAUUUAUAAGCAUUACUUCCAAAGCGUUGGCACAUGGGCAGUCGUCGGUGUUGCACUAUCAGGAAUGCUAGCCGGUGCUUGCCAGAGUCUUUCCGGCGUGUGGAUGAAGUUCUGGGCCGAGGACGCCUUUGACAAAUCCUUCACCUUUUACGUUGGCAUCUUCGCUUUCCUGCGAUCAGGCUUUGUCGUAUUUUUAUUCUUCAACGGUGUCAUUACUUUGAUAGGAAUGACUGCCUCUGCAGGAACUGAACUUCAUCAGCGAGCUAUCCUUACUGUCAUCUCUGCACCAUUGAGGUUCUUCACGACGACUGACACUGGCGUGGUGACGAACCUCUUCUCUCAGGACAUGACCAUCCUCGACAGUGAAUUACCACUGGCACUUUGUAACUUCACUUUGGAUAUAUCAAUUACUAUAGGAUCGGCGUUUGUGGUGGCAUCUGCUUCUCCGUACCUCGCCGUCGGAUAUCCUUUCCUGGCCGGAAUACUCUAUUUUAUCCAGAUGUUCUAUCUUCGUACGUCAAGGCAGCUUCGACUGCUUGAUCUCGAGGCAAAGAGUCCCUUAUACUCGCAUUUUAGCGAUACUAUGAGAGGCAUCGCAACCAUCAGAGCUUUUGGAUGGCAACAGAACGACAUAGUAUACAACAACCAACUCCUCGAUACAUCUCAACGCCCUGCGUAUCUGCUAGCCAUGAUUCAACAGUGGUUGGCUUCAUCACUGCGUCUCAUCGUCACCGGCAUCGCUGUUAUCCUCGUCGCAUUGGCAACCCAGCUUCGAACCAACGCGGGUUUGACAGGUGCUAGUCUAAUCUCUCUCUUGACAUUCAGUGAGAUCAUGUCCGAUGUCAUCAAAAGCUACACAUCUCUGGAGACGUCCCUCGGCGCUGUCAGUCGUUUGAGGUCUUUCAGCGAGACCGUAGCGACAGAGAAUAUGCCUGGAGAAGAUAUCGAGCCACCCGAGACUUGGCCUCAAAAUGGACAUGUUCAGAUUGGCAAAGUGUCCGCUUCUUACGACGUUGACCAGGACGAAGCUGAGCUCAAUCUUGUACUGCGAGACCUCGAGCUAGAUAUCCUUCCAGGACAAAAGGUUGCGAUUUGCGGCCGUACGGGAAGUGGAAAGUCUACCUUGAUACUGCUCCUCCUGCGACUCCUGGAUCCUUUGUCAUCGUGUUCUACCAACAUGAAGAUCGACGACGUAAACUUGCAUGAGAUUGACCGCGCCUCUCUACGCAAGCGCAUCAUCUGUAUUCCUCAAGAGGCAGUCUUUUUACCAGACGGAAGCUCCAUCAAAGCAAACAUCGACCCUUACAACGCAGCUACCGACGCCGAGUGCUUCAGUGUCCUCAACACAGUCCGUCUAACUAACUUUGUCCACGACAAGGGCAGUUUAAACGCGGGCAUGAGCGCCGAAGAUCUAAGUGCUGGACAAAAACAACUUUUUAGUCUCGGCCGGGCAAUUCUACGUCGUCGAGUUCGCGAUCGGGGUGAGAAGAAACAGGGCGGGCUGCUUCUGCUUGAUGAGGUGAGCAGUAGCGUGGACAGAGCCACCGAUAGGGCAAUGCAGGAAAUCAUAAGAGAUGAGUUUGAGAGCUAUACUAUUGUCAUGGUUUCGCAUCGGCUGGAGAUGGUUAUGAAGUACUUUGAUAGAGUUGUUGUGCUUGACAAGGGGAGUGUUGUGGAAGAUGGUGGGCCGAGGGAGCUUGUUGAGAUGGAGGGGAGUAGGUUUGGAGAGCUUUGGGGUAUUGAGAAUGAUGGCAAGUCUGAGUAG